AUGGCGAGCAGUGGACCAGCAGCGUCGAUUGUGCAUCAUCCAACCCACCAUCCAUCCCUCAGAGCCCGCGCGUGGACGACUGGGUCUACAACUGACACUAUGCAGACCUAUUCGACUCGAUUCCCACCCCAACUGGCCACACAGCGUCGUCAUCCGUCUCCAGAGGACGAGGUGGAUGAAAUGGACGAAGACGAGAUGGAGGAUGAAGACGACGAGUUUGACGAUCGUGUUCAUCAUCACCGUUCCCACACCAGUUUGCCAGCGACCGUGAACAGGAAUCAGCUGGACAAUGCUCAUCCGGGGGGAAUCCCUAAUAGUACGACGACGAAUACGGGUGUCCAUCGAACACGACGACCACGACGACGAGCAGACGAGGUCGAGCGAUUGUACAAGUGCACCUGGAACGGAUGCGAGAAAUCAUAUGGGACCCUGUCCCAUCUGAAUGACCACGUCCGCCUGCAACGACACGGGGAGAAACGAGAGCCACAUGAGUUUAAAGAGGCGCGACGGAUCUGGCGGCAGGAGCGCAAGUCGCGACGGUUACGGGAACACGCCAUGCACGCAGCUCAGCAAGCGCAAGCUCAGACGACUAGUCAACAUUAUCCACAGAGAAAUCACCACUUGGCUCCGCCCACAUCGGCAGUCUAUCCUCCGCACGCCGUCUACGCGCCGUCUGUGGGCACCGACAGCCCCUAUCGGCCCCCAGUAGACUAUCGCCAACAUCGUUCUAGAGCGAGUGAAGAACGCGACGGCUAUCACCCUCUGCCACGCGUACCACUAGCCGUCGGUACUACUAGCCCCUCUGGUGCCCCCCCAACUGUUGGCAGUGCAUUCUUACAAACUACGAGCGCCUUAAUCUCUCCGCGUCCAUCUACACUCGACAGUCCACUGAUGUCCUUCCAUAACCCGACCGUAGACGAUUCCAACGACGCUCAAAAAUCUAUCCGUUUGCCCUCGAUCGCGGAACUCCGACUCGAUCUCUCUCUCGACGAGUACGAGGCCCAGACUGCUCUCGGUGCCCUCUCUAACCCCGCCGCCGGCUUGUCUUCACGCUCCCAGCAGCAGCAGCAAGCACCGCGCUCGCCUUUUUUGCCCAUGCACUCUGUACGCCACCACCAUCAUCAUCAGCAACAUCAACGACGUACACGAGCAGACUCACUUUCCUCCUCUCCCAAUCUAAAACAAGCCGGCCUUGCUCCCCCUCCUCCUUAUCAUGUCUAUUCCCAGCAGCUUCAGCAAGAUCGUAAUAGCCUCAGUCCGGAGCACACUCGGUUCCGACUCGCUGCGCCUAUUGCUCCUACCUCGCCCUCUGCUUCCUCGGUCGACUUUUCAGUCUCAUCUGCCUCUGCCUCGUAUACCCAACCUUCCCCUUUUAUCUACCCACCAGGAGGUCGCAGUCGGGCUUCUUCCCAAUCCCAUCCAACCCGUCGUCCCUCUCACUCGAAUCCCUCUCGCCCGAGCACCAGCACCAGUUCAAGCACAAAUAGCACCAACACGAGUGCAUACAGACUCUCGACACCCACCAGUUACAUUCCGCCCUCUUCGUCUUCAUCUUCCUCUCUCGGCCAGUCUCACUCGACCAAUACCGUCCACUUUAUCCCUGCACCUCCUCCACGUGGCAUGAAUAACGGCACUGUCAACGUCAACGACACUUCAUCUGAUGGCACACCCACCUCGACGACGACAACGGCAACGAUUGGAGGCGGUGGACACGGAGGCGCUGUAGGCUUGACGGGCAUGGAACCACGACGCAAGAGGAGAAAAUAUGAAGAGAUUGAGCGUCGCUAUCUCUGUGGUUGGAACGGAUGCACAAAGGCCUAUGGCACUUUGAACCAUCUCAACGACCAUGUAUCCCUCCAAAACCAUGGCCCAAAACGACGAUCGAAUGAAUUCUAG
Messenger RNA from Serendipita indica DSM 11827, 1896 nucleotides. NCBI's taxonomy places the organism in Eukaryota, Fungi, Basidiomycota, Agaricomycetes, Sebacinales, Serendipitaceae. The record is from the annotation of a GenBank genome assembly.